Zingiber officinale is the source of this 6600-nucleotide messenger RNA. RefSeq names its product cysteine-tryptophan domain-containing zinc finger protein 7-like. NCBI's taxonomy places the organism in Eukaryota, Viridiplantae, Streptophyta, Magnoliopsida, Zingiberales, Zingiberaceae. Gene Ontology annotation, molecular function: zinc ion binding. The record is from RefSeq and is a predicted model, not a curated record. The transcript has 10 exons. Bases 55 to 5019 code for a protein of 1654 amino acids.
GGGUGGAGGGGGGAGGAUGGGAGGAAGGGGUUAGGUUUCGGAGGUGGAGGGGGCAUGGAGGAGGACAACGAUGUCGAGGAAAGCGAGGCAUGGUCUGGCGAGGAGGCCGACCGCUUCAUCGAUCCGGAUGCUCUUUGCUACAUUGAUGAGAAAUUACAGAAUGUCUUGGGACAUUUUCAGAAAGAGUUUGAAGCUGGUGUCUCUGCAGAGAACUUGGGCGCAAAAUUUGGAGGAUAUGGUUCAUUCCUACCUACCUACCAACGUUCUCCUAAAAUUUUAUGUCACCGUACAAAUCCACAUAAAGUGGAAAUGCAAACUGUCACCAAAUCUUCCUGCAACAUGCCAGUUAAGGUUACAAACCCAAAGACUUCAGUGACAUUGAGUUCAUCUCUUCCUAAAAGUAAUGCUGCAGCAGUAUCAUUAGAAGAAAAUUCAUGCAAACAGGACACCUGUUUGAGCAAUCCAAGCAUUCAGGACCCUAAUUUACUGCAAACUUCAUUUAGCAAGACAACUAAUGGCUCUGACCACAAAUCACUGAAGCUUCGCAUUAAAGUGGGUCCUGACAAUAACUUGGCUAGAAAUAAUGCUGCUCUUUAUAAUGGUCUAGAUUUCUAUAUUUCUCCGUCAUCAUCUGAGGACAGUCCUGAUGGGAAUAAUGGAAUUUGUCCUGAAUUACAAGAUGGCUCCGAUGAAUCUCCUAUGACUAUUCUGCAGGUUAUGACAUGUUCUCCAGCGCCUGAUGUCCAUUUACUUUCUCCUCUGCAAGAUUGUUUUUGCCAAUUAAUUGAAAAGGAUCUCUCUGUAAGAAAACAAUCCAAAAUAGGAAAAUCCUCCAAGGGAAGGUCUGAGAUUAGUGCAGACUUUACUGGCUUCACUAUACAUUCAAGAGAACUAAAUGGUCAGCCUGAGAAGCCAACUAAAUUGAGCCAGCCGAAUGGGAGAAAAGGUGAAACAAAGUAUUUAGAAGGCAAAGGUAUUAUAGAUAGGGUAACUCGCGCUGAGCUUCAAGCAGAACAAGGGCUUGCUUAUAAUUCUUUUAAUAGGGUUUCCUCCGUUUCAGAAAAUACUAGAAAAGCACAUGGGCAGAUAAAUGAGAACAUCAUAAAGACAGAAAUUAAUCCGCUGGAUCAGUUUAUGAAACUCAAAAUGGCCUCGUCAACAGAUAAGCCAAUUGCUGAUUCAGCUAAGGAUAACAUUGAGUUAGUUGAUUGCACAAUAAAUCACCAGGCUGGCUAUUCAUCAAACAAAACCAAUCAGUUGAAAGGUGAAUUGAGUGAAAAAACAAGCAUCACAGCAAGGGCAUUGGAAAACCAAAAUGCAAAUAAUCAAAAGGAUAGGGAAUUUGAUAUGCAGAGAGAAAGGAGGAACAAGAUUGAUAAGGAUUCAGAUUUUCCAAAUACUGACUCAACUGGAGAGAAGAGAAGGAAUGAGCAUUCAGUUGAAGCUACUGACAACAUUAAGCUCACUUCUUCUCCAUCUAGAGAGAGAAUAUUGCAAUGGAAGGAACAAAUAGCUGACAAGAAAAGGAAAGUGAUUAGUCAAACCAAUUCUAUAGAAGUUAUGAAGGACAACCUUAGUGGAAGCUCAUCUGCAACAAUAAAACAAAAGAAGAAAAAUACUUAUGCAAAAGCCAACCAUGUCGAGAAUAAGUCCAAAGGUCUAAAAUCACAUAAAGGAUUAAAUAGAUCCAGCAUCAAGGAAUUUCAUGCAAACAAAAAUUGUGAUGUCAAAUAUGAUGAGAAUGGAGCUCCUUCAUCAAAUCAUCUAAAGACUAAGAAUAAGGCUAUGAAACGUAAGCAUGAAGAAUCCAUUGUGCUUAGUCAGCCUCUCAAGGAAAGGUCUGGCGGCAAAAAUAUUGAGAAGGAUGCAGUUUCAGGCUUAUCUGCUAGUGAGCCAGUACCUGUACCUUUGGCAUGCAAUGCCCCUGCUAUAGAUGCAACUAUUGCCCCUCAAGUCCCCGUUGUUAUUGAAGAAAAUUGGGUAGCUUGUGACAUCUGCCAAAAAUGGCGUCUCUUACCAUACUGGACAAAUCCACGUGAUUUACCCGGCAAUUGGCAGUGCAGUUUACUGAAUUGGUUGCCAAGGAUGAAUAGUUGUCAUGUUAGUGAGGAUGACACAACUAAUGCCCUACACGCACUGUAUGCUGCCGCCCCUGCUUCAGAAAAUAUUGCUAGCCUCGAUGGUCGGAAACUUUCUGCUGCUAGCACACCAUUGGCUAGAGGAGAUCAUCUUGGCGUGCCUGCUAUUGUGAAGAAGAAAAGUGCUCAGAAAGAUGCUUCAAAUAUAUUGAAUCAAUCAAUCUCUAUUGAGUUUCCUAAUGUUGUAAAGAAGGACAAUGAGUUCACUGUUAAAUGUAAAAGUGUAAAUGAUACAAAUCAGUGUCUACCGGCUGAGGCAAACUUGUUGACUAAAGGUGGGAUUGAUACUUUAGGCAGCUCAACUGGUUUCAGAACACAGAUGCAUAAGUCAAAGAAAAAAGACAAGCAAGAAAAUCAUGAAUGCCAUUCACAUGGAGGUGAACUCAGCAGGAAAAAUGAGAAACAUCCAAAAGCAAAAGUUAAGAGAAUGACUGAUCAAGAUGAUCUUAGAGCAUCGAAGAAGCAUAAGAACGAAAUCUUGCAGAACUCAGAAUGCAAUAUAAAGGAUUAUCCCUCUACAUUAUCUAACGAAGCCCACGAUGAUGUUUGGUUUCCCACUAAUUUUGAGACCAAUGAACAUUUCAGUGCUUCAGAUAUAAAGUCCCUUUCAGCAAAGGAGAAAGUUGACUGGCAAGAUAGUCAGCGGAAGGUGCUUGUGACUAGCCAACACGGGGAUAACACGGUUAUUGCCAAAGAAACUUUUGGUCAACCAGACUAUUGCCCAGAUAAAAAUGCUGAUUUGUCUGUCUCUAGAGGAAAAAGAUGCAAGAUAACUAAGCAUAAUAAUAAGAUGGAGAAAAAACUAACAACUAAAAUGGUUUUGGCUACAUGUGGAGCACCCAGUGAACUGGAUAAGGCUAAUGAGGCUAUCAAUUUUGUCGAGAAAAAGUACCACAAUCUGGAAUUUGACUUCUCAAAAAGGGAUUUCAAAAAGAGCGAUGCCAGCUCUGUGCAACCUGUAGUAGCAGCUAAUUCAAGUUCUUCAAAGGUUUCUAGUUCCCGCAGAAGUAGAUCCAAUCUUCCAGAAGCAAAGGGUUCUCCUGUUGAAUCAGUUUCUUCAUCACCUCUGAGGGUAUCAAGUAGGGAAAAUCAAUCAUGCAAAAGGAAUUCAGAUAAAAAGUAUGAUAUGAUUAAUGCUGAUUAUUCUGCACUGGGAAGCCCGAGGAGAUGUUCAGAUAUUGAAGUUAAUGGGGGAUACAGACAUGCAAAAUCUAGGGAGGAGAUGGGUGCUUAUAUUAAAAAACAAUCAUUGGACAAUCAUAGGGCAACAAAUACUGGUAUUCUGGAUUCUUCAAUGGAGACGGUUGAUCACUUGGUGAAGGUGAGAACCCAAUCAACUGCUGGCAGAUCUGAUGAAAAAAUGCUUGUGAAACAGGGCGUUCAUGAUAAACGUUUGCCUAUAGAGCAUGGAGAAAAUGUAUACAAGGAUGAUUAUCAGGAUAUGAUGAAAGUCAAUAAGCACUGCGAAGGGAUUGACUCCACUCAGCCGAAGCCUAGUAAGAACUCUUCAGGGUUUAAUGAAAAACAUAGAGGUUCAAAGUCUAAUUCAUGUGAGAAUGGGCUUAAGGUUUCAGGCUUUCAUACUGAUUUAAAAAAUUUGAAGCCUCCAAGCAAUACCAAAAGCUACAGACACAAGCUUACUACUGGUUCCUGUAAGGAUGAAAAUGAUGAUCUUCAUGAAAAGUCUGCAAAGGAUGUCUUGCUGAAAAAAGAACAUAGUUCAAGAUGGAUGACUGCUUUGCAAGAUAACAUGGAUGUGAAUGGUUCUUCUAUGCUUCCCAAUCAACAAAGAAAUUUAGAUUCUAAAAUUCAUGAAAAAUCAAUGGAUCAACAUGGAUCAUCUAAGAUACAUAAGCCAGCACUAUUGGCUAGACAAGUUAAUUCAAAGUUCAAGCUAUCCUUGGGGAAUAAGCAAGAAACUCGAGGUUUGGAUUUGUCACCUCUCAAGGCACAUAUAUCAAAUGUUGAUAUAGAUGAAACAGUAAAAUAUGAUGCAUCAAAAGUGGUGAAACAACAUAAGCAUCCAAAUAAUUAUAGUGGAUUGUGCCAUAAUAAUAUGAGACAUGACACUCCUAAUGGCCCUGAUGCAUCCAGUCCAAUUAGAAAGGAAAACUAUUCAAUUCUUAUUAAAGAAGCAAGAGAUCUCAAACACACAGCCAAUCGCUUGAAGAAUGAAGGACUAGAGCUUGAAAGCCUUAGCCUAUUCUUCGAGGCUGCCUUGAAAUUUCUCUAUAUUGCUGCUCGUAUGGAAUUUGUCAAUUUUGAUUGUGCUAAGCUAGCAGAACAGAUGUACUUUGACACUGCAAAACUUUGCAAAUUUGUCGCUCGUGAAUAUGAGAAAAUCAAGGACAUGGCUGCAGCUGCUCUAGCAUACAAAUGCAUCGAAGUAGCCUAUCUGAAGUCUGCAUACUGUAAAAAUCCGAAUGUGAGCAGAGAUCGACAUGAGUUGCAAACUGCUUUGCAGCUUCUUCCUCCAGGGCACGGAGAAGAAGAGGAUAAAAGGGAAGAAGAAAAGAACACAGCAAGAAGAAGAAGAGUCGCGCCAUCGCCGUCACCCAGGUAUUUCCUUCCGCCGCCGCCACCGUCGCUGAGUUGCGCGUCGGCAAGGUAUGAGUUUUUCUUUCGUCUUUUUUGUUUUUCUAUUCUUCACAAAGAAAUCUUCUUCUUCUCUUCUUCUGUUGUUACUUUUCUUCUUUAUCUCUUCUUUGUUUUCUUCAAUUUUUCUUCGUUUCUUCAUCUUCUUCUUUUCUUCUCUUUAUUCUGGUAUCUUCUUUUCUUUAUCUUUUUCUUUGUUUUUUCUUCUUUGUUGAGUUGUUGGUUCGUGUUCGUGUUGCUGUCCGAUUUUGUUUGUUUAUUAUUAUUAUUUUUUUCAUUUUUGUAGAUUGUGUUGCUGCCGGUUUUACUAGCCAUUGAUCGGUUUGCUGGCUACUGUCUGAUUUUUCUUUUUCUUUGUCGUGUUUUUUCAUAUUUUUUUCUGUUUUUCUUUUUGUUUUGUUUUCUAUUUUUCUAUUGCUGAAUGCUGGUACCAAUAUUCGGUUCUGCCAAAUUUUGUCCCGUGUUUAGUGUUCUGACACCUAUAGGCUAUAUCUCAUUAGCCUUAUAUUCCCACUUCAUCAUAUGAUUUGAUGUAUUUGAUAGAUAGAUCCAUAGUUGUACCUUUAACCUUAUUUCUCACGUUGUAGUAUGAUUUGAGUCAUCUGAUUGAUAACUAGAUCUAUAUCCCCUUUGUCAUCAAAUCUCACUUCAGAAUACAAUGCACUUGAUAGCAAGAUUAAUAUCGGAUAGUUGAACUUGAGCAUAGGUGAUAUAGAUAAUAGAUUGCAUUAUUCCAUUGCGCACACUAAAUUCAAGGUCAAUCAUGUUAGUUUCCCUUUUGAUUGGCCUUAAUCAAUGUGUUUAAUAUUGGACAGUGCAUUUAGGCUAGAAGGUUUCGGACUAAUGAUUUGCUUUUAUACUUGUAAGCAUCUGGUACAGUGCUUUUCUUUUGCUAGUACAGUACUUUUCCAUUAAAGUGCUUUUUUAUUUUGUUUUUUAUUUUUUAGACUAGUUUCUUGUUCAAUUAUAAUGGAAGGUUGUAGUGAUACUCCAACGUAUACAUCAAAAGAUCCGGGAUGGAAUUAUUUUCAAAGAGUUAAUCCGAAUAACAAAAAUGAUUUGAUUUGUUACAAAAGGGAGUAUCUAUCGUGCAAAACAACAUCUUGUUGGGGGUUUCGAAAUACUACGACUUGCAAAAAAUAAUUUCGCCUCAUGUACGUGAUGGAGAGAGAAAAGUAAUCUUUCUAAACUUACGACAUUGGACUUUGAGAAUAUAGACUCUCUUGGUGAUGAUAUUGAUAUGGAUGAUAUUGGAGCUAAAGCUGUGCCGCUUAUAAGUACAAGUACAAGUGCUAGAUCAAUGAAUAUACAAAAAUGGCUAAGACAAAUAGGUCCAAUGGAUACGUAUUUUGCUCCUAAUGUGUAAAAAAAAUGUUGAAAAUAGAAAGGGUAAAGAAAGACAAACUAUGAUAAAUGAGGCAUAUAAGAAAGAAUUGAGGGAAAAAGGUUGUAUGACCAUAAUUGAGUGGAUGUAUGAUGCGGCAAUUCCUUUUUAUGCCGUUAACUAUUCAAGCUUCAAAAGAAUGUUGGACUUGUUUGGCCAAUAUGAUAUAGGUCUAAAAGGACCUAGUUAUCAUGAGGUGCGGGUUACUUUUCUAAAAAAAGACUGUUGAUAGUGUGACAAAUGAUUACAUUAAGUCGUGUGAAACAGAACGGGCCAAGUUUGGUUGUAGUUUGAUUGCAGAAGGGUGGACAGACAAAGGUAGAUGACAUUGAUUAAUUUUUUAGUGAAUUCUCCUAAAGGUUCAGUUUUCAUCGUAUCGGUUGAUGCUUCUGAUUAUGCAAAGAUUAGAGUGAAAAUAUUUCAAUUGCUUGAUCGAUUUGUGGAGCAUGUAGGAGAAGCAAAUGUUGUUCAAGUUGUUACGGA